This is a messenger RNA of Schistosoma turkestanicum, 258 nucleotides long. NCBI's taxonomy places the organism in Eukaryota, Metazoa, Platyhelminthes, Trematoda, Strigeidida, Schistosomatidae. The record is from the annotation of a GenBank genome assembly.
AUGAACAAACAUUUUACUAGUAGUAGUAGUAGUAGUAGUAGUAGUAGUAGUAGUAGUAGUAGUAGUAGCAGUAGUAGUAGUAGUAGUAGCAGUAGUAGUAGUAGUAGUAGUAGUAGUAGUAGUAGCAGUAGUAGUAGUAGUAGUAGUAGUAGUAGUAGUAGUAGUAGUAGUAGUAGUAGUAGUAGUAGUAGUAGUAGUAGUAGUAGUAAUUAUUCAAUUAUUUCGAAGUAUUCACAGCAAAAUAUCUUAGUUUAUUGA